This is a messenger RNA of Epinephelus fuscoguttatus (brown-marbled grouper), 10495 nucleotides long. RefSeq names its product endothelial PAS domain protein 1b (gene epas1b). Gene Ontology annotation, molecular function: RNA polymerase II transcription regulatory region sequence-specific DNA binding; protein dimerization activity; DNA-binding transcription factor activity, RNA polymerase II-specific. NCBI's taxonomy places the organism in Eukaryota, Metazoa, Chordata, Actinopteri, Perciformes, Serranidae. Gene Ontology annotation, biological process: cellular response to hypoxia; regulation of transcription by RNA polymerase II. Gene Ontology annotation, cellular component: transcription regulator complex; cytoplasm; nucleus. The record is from RefSeq and is a predicted model, not a curated record. The coding region runs from base 374 to 2980 and encodes 868 amino acids. The transcript is spliced from 16 exons.
CGUGCCAGCUGAGCCGCAGGUCAGAGACCGAGCAGCUUUCUUUGGAGUUUCCAGACCAGUCAGCGAGGAAAAGUUUGCGGACCUGCGGGCGGCUCCUGUCAGCGGCAGCAGCUCCGUGUCUCACCCAGCCUGUGCGGAGGUUUCCUGCGGGUGAGAGGCUGUACAAUCCUCGGCAGUGUUCUGAGACUGUACGGCCCCGAUCCCCUUCAGCCCGGCCGGUCACACUCUGCCUGCUUUCAUGGACUAAGCAACACGUUUAUUGACAUGAUCUAACAGAGGGCGUCUGACCUGCGCACGUCGAUGUGACAAACUUUUUCGACUCUCAAGUUGGACUUAACUCAGACUGUCGGGGAAUUACACCACAGCAGACACCAUGACGGCCGAUAAGGAGAAGAAAAGGAACAGCUCAGAGCGGCGUAAGGAGAAGUCUCGGGACGCAGCUCGCUGCAGGCGCAGCAAAGAGACGGAGGUUUUCUAUGAGCUCGCUCACCAGCUGCCGUUACCCCACAGCGUCAGCUCUCACCUGGACAAGGCCUCCAUCAUGAGGCUGGCUAUCAGCUUCCUGCGCACGCGCAAAGUGCUCGCCACGGGCUGCAGCAGCAACUGUGACAGCGAUGAGGACGGACAGAUGGACAGUCUGUACCUGAAGUCUCUAGAGGGCUUCAUCACCAUGGUAACAUCAGACGGCGACAUGAUAUUCCUGUCCGAGAACAUCAACAAAUUCAUGGGGCUCACGCAGGUGGACCUCACUGGUCACAGCAUCUUUGACUUCACACAUCCGUGUGACCACGAAGAGAUACGAGAAAAUCUCAGCCUGAAGACAUCUGGCAGCGGCUUUGGUAAAAAAGGCAAAGAGCUGAGUACAGAGCGAGAUUUCUUCAUGAGGAUGAAAUGCACGGUGACCAACAGAGGACGCACCGUCAACCUCAAGUCAGCCAGCUGGAAGGUGCUGCAUUGCACCGGUCACCUGAAGAUGUACAACAGCUGCCCUCCACGAGUGCUGUGCGGCUUCAAAGAGCCUCCGCUCACCUGCGCUGUCCUGAUGUGUGAACCCAUCGCACACCCAUCAAACAUCGACAUACCGCUGGACAGCAAGACCUUCCUGAGCAGGCACAGCAUGGACAUGAAGUUCACCUACUGUGACGAGAGGGUAACAGAGUUGAUGGGUUACACUCCUGAGGAUCUGCUGGGUCGUUCAGUCUACGACUUUUACCACGCCCUGGACUCAGACAGCGUCACAAAGAGCCACCACAACUUGUGUUCCAAGGGUCAGGCCGUGAGCAGUCAGUACCGCAUGCUGGCCAAGAACGGAGGCUACGUCUGGGUCGAAACGCAAGGAACUGUUAUUUAUAACAGCCGCAACUCCCAGCCACAGUGCAUCGUGUGCAUAAACUACGUCCUCAGUGACAUUGAGGAGAAGUCGAUGAUUUUCUCCCUGAAGCAGACGGAGUCCCUGUUCAAGCCGCGCCACAUGAGCAGCUUCUUCACUGCUGGAGGUGCAGGCGUGACUGAGCCAGGAGAAGCCCUCUUCACCAAACUCAAAGAGGAGCCGGAGGAUCUCGCCCAGCUGGCUCCGACACCUGGAGACACAAUCAUCAGUCUUGACUUCGAUCGCCCUCAGUUUGAGGAGCCCCAGCAGCCAGCAGGAUACACCCAGGCUUCCUCUGCAGCCAUGCCCCCUCCAGGGCCUCCAUCGUGGGCCAGUGAGAGCCACAAGCCUGCUCAAGCCACAUCAGCUCCAAGAGACAUGACUAACAUGGCUGGUACAUUUACCGUGCAGCAGAACCCGCCGCCCGGCAGCGCCACACCAAGCCUCAGCAGCUGCUCCACGCCCAGCAGCCCAGGUGAUUACUACAGCUCAGUGGAGAACGAACUGAAGGUGGAGCUGACUGAGAAGCUGUUUGCUCUGGACACAGAUGGCAACAACAGUCCUGCAAACGCUGAGAGGGACUUGAGUGACCUUGACCUGGAGACCUUAGCUCCUUACAUCCAGAUGGACGGUGAGGACUUCCAGCUGAAUCCCAUCAUCCCAGAAUCUGAGUCCCUGGAGGGAGGUUCAACAGGAUCCAUGGGGAGCAACAGCAGCCUGUCCCAAACACACCAGGCCAACCCACAGAGCUUCAGCAACAUCGCCAGCCUCUUCCAGCCCCUGUCCUCUCCUCAGCACCAAGGCCACUUCCAACACCAGCAAGCUGCGUCCUGGGGUGCAGGGGAGAAGAGAGGCUCCAACCAGAGGACCUCAGACCCUCGUUUUAUGAGGCAAGUGCACAGUCCUCCCUCAACGGGCUCCAGCUGGCGUUCAUCUGCCCUGGAAGGGUGGCAGAAUCUGCAUUGGCCACCGGACCCUCUGUUAACCUACCAACAACAACAACCACGAGCCACCAAGGCCUGCCUGAUGGACACUUUGUCAGGAGAGGAGCGCCCGUCCUGCCAACAGAACAUGUCACACCUUAUGCAGAAACAGAGGUCCAUUGACAAUUUUGUACAAGUCUACAGGGACAUGAGUCCAGCCAGAGUGGCCAUGGCCAACAGCAUCAAGCGCUCCUUCAACCAGAUGGUUGUGGGUGAAAGCACGCCACCAGAAAUCAUAUGGAAGAAGAUGAGGGGUGACAGUUGCGUGGCCAUGGAUCGCUCCCUCAGUGCGGGAUCACUGGCAGUGUCAGAUAUGGGCAGGAUGAUGCCAGGCAGCAUGACCUCCUGUCUCAGCUCUCUGCAGCAACACAGAAAGUCUCAGUAUCCUGGAAACGGGACAAAUGAGAAGCCCUUUUCUCAAAAGAGCUGCAGCUACACAGAGUAUAACAUGCUGCCUUCCAACAAGAAGGGUGAAGGCAUUGCUAGUCGCUUGCUGGGCCCUUCCUUUGAGGCCACCUUUCUGCCAGAGUUGACCCGUUACGACUGCGAGGUAAACAUCCCGCUACAGGGCAGCCUGCACCUCCUUCAGGGCUGUGACCUGCUGCGAGCCCUGGACCAGGCCACCUAAAGCCCCAGACUCAAAUCUGCCAUUGAACCGGACUUAAUCCCAACCCUAAGCCUCAACCUGCAGCCUGAGACAUAAAGUAGUACUCUCGAAGAUUUUCAUUUCAAUAAGUGUCUGUUAGGUCACUAUCUGUCGCUGAAUGAGGUGGUGGUGACUGAGCCUGUGGCCCAAUGAUGAAAGCCCUUGCUUUUGCAGUAUUACAAACAGGGUGUAUGUGGCAACAUUCCCAGAAGAAUUCACAAGCCGCACAUAGUCAUUAAUAAUCCACUCACAAAUACUCAGAAACAUAAAAACACACACCGUCUCGGCUGUGGUAACCCUUUCAUCUCACCAGCUGCAGAGCUCACAAAACGAGCUGAUAUAGAAUAAUUCACCAGCCUGGUUUCAAGCCUGAGUCUGCCAACAAACACACUGCAGUUACUGCCUAUCACCAUGGGUGCCACCAAAGACAACGCAAUGAAGAUCUUCGAGAUUGUAACUUUAAGCCUUUCUUUACCUUCGUACCUCUGGGCCUCCUGAGAGCCCUGAGGCUAAGCUACCUAUGGGGAUUGGUAUUCAUGACCACAUUCUGUUGCUGAGAUAUCAGGGUCAAGCCAUUUAAACCCCUUUUUCCGCUCAACUCAAAUGAGAUGCAGGUCGAACAACAGUGUACAACCCUGCAUUGAGCCGACCACACAUAUAUAACAUGGGUCACUCCGAGGAAAAAAAAGGUCAACGGGGGACAAUUAAAUGAGUAAAAAUGAUGCAACACUGUCAAAAACACACCCUGAUUUAUUGCAGAGCACUGGGUUUGGUGUAAAUGCUCUGUGUUCCCGGGCCUUUGGUAAAAGGGGCAUUAGUGGCAUGGGAUCCAAUCCUACAACCUGUGUCUUAUCCAGGCCCGGUCUCUGCCACAGACCUACACCCUGAUAUGAACUCUAUGCAGCUCAGUUCCCAGACCUACCUUCUCUUUAUUAGCUAAAUCAUUUGGCUCCGAGGAGAAGUACUAUCUACCUAGACACUGUGUUCUUUCACUUUGUGUAUCUGACCAGCAAUUAGACCCAGCCCACUUUCCUAGUCCCAGUCUAAGCCUCAAGCAAAAGUUGGGUAUCAUGAACUGGUUCUGAACCAAGAAUUCUUUACAAAGCAUGCUCUUUGAUUCUGCUUGUUGAAUCCCCCCCCCAAAAAAAAGACGACUUAAAAGACACCGCUCCCAAAUCACAUAAUGCUAGCUUAGGACAUCUAAUCUGUAAAUGGCAAUAUUAUGACAGUGUAUUAGGGUAAUAAUAGAAAUGUGAUAAUUUCAAAAUUAAAGCUACAUGUGCCAUAUUUGCUCAAACAGUUACUAUAUCUUGACAGUAGUACGUAAGACAGAAAGUCUCCUAACACCCAGUCAGAGCCAGGUGGAGUCCCUAAUGCAGUGUCAGUUACAGCUCAUGCAAACGCUCAAAGCCAAAAACAGCGUACAUAACACAGACAAGAAGACAAAAGAGGACUUGUGAAAGUGAAAGCAAGCUUUUCACGCAUCGUCUUCUGUUUUCUUGUCUUUGUCGUGUACGUUGUUGUUGGCUUUGAGCGUUUGCACGAGCAACGAUUGACACUGCAUUAGGGACUCCACCUGGCUCUGAUUGGUUGUCGUCAUUCAGGUGCACUGGAUUCUAGCAAAUGCCAUUAGGAGCAGCAGGAGGAGCUAGAAAAACAUGUUUUAUCCCUCCAUUAUCCGUCUCAAGUACUACUGUCAGGACAUAGACAGUUUCAGUAAAUACGGCUUUAAAGUCGUAAAUUUACAAUUAAAAAAAUUAAAUAUAUAAUCUGAGGUUAAAAAGUCAUAAAUUUGUAAGAAAAAACUCAGAAAUUCUCUUAUUUAAAUUCACAAAAUCUCUAGUUAAUAAUAAAUAGAAACGACUGGACGUAAAUGGCUGAUUGCGGCUCAGAUUUGAAUAUAGUAAUACACAAGUUGCAUGAACAGCCAUGUGAUGUUUUAACAAAUGUAUUUUGUUUGUGUCUUGCAGUUCACUUGACUCUGGUGUUUCAAAGCAGGAACGCCUGGCUGUUCAACCUCGUUGCCUGUUUGUAUGUGACCGAGCAAAUAAUGCAUCGACACAUGUUUCAAUAGUGCCAAAAUAUCUGUUAGCUGAGCAGAAUAAUGUGAGUCUCAUGCUAAGCUAAUUGCUAUAGCAACCUGAAACCUGUCGGUGUCAUGGGGGGGGGUGUAACCAGCCAUAUAUACGCUCGAUAAAUAUCUUACACUAAUAAAUAUGUUCUUGGUCUUAAAAAAAAAAAAGGUGCUGUUGAUCCAACCCUGCAAAGUGCAAUGAUGUGGUUCAUUGCUGAAAAAUGUAAUUCACAAAUUUAUGACUUUAUGAUUUCAGAAUUUAAUAGAAUCAAUUUUUGACAAUAAUCUCAGAAAUUCUGAGUUUUUUUUCAUCAGAAUUUCAGGCUACCCUCCUCCCCCUACUCCGGGGUUAUCUUUUAAUACUUACAGCAGCCUGUGUUGUUGUACCGCAUAGACAGUAUUUCUUUUUUUAAAUCAUAAAACACUUAAUUAUAACGGAGAGUCAUCUUAAGAUAGGUGUUUUUCUUUCAGUUCAUUCUCAAAAACACCUGAGAAUUUGCAUUAAUAAGCAGAAUCAGAAUACAAAUGAUACCCAACUCUGCUGGAGCCUUCUCCACAUAUACAGACAGACACACCUCUACAAUCAUCUACCUGCCUCUCUGCCUGAAUCCAUCCCAUCUGAGUCACUAUGACAUCCUCACCUGCUCUGUUUGUUCAUUCUCACAACUGGUGCACAGCAGCAUUACUUCAGUUUGGGUCAAAAUUAAUGCAUUUUAUUUUAGUUCUUAUAAUUUGUCUUUUUUUUCUGUUAUGAGACAUUUUAGCUUUCUUCAGAUCUCCCCACGUUAUUUAAUCCAAAUCGACGGGAUACUUUACAAUAUCAGCUUUGUUUCUCAUUUAUUUUUUAUGUUCUUCUUACUCUACCUACAAGACUCUCAUUUUUUGUGUCUAGCUCACAGACACACUAAUAAACAUAUAUUGCAAUACAUGUAGUCUACUGUAAGUUGAAUAUUGUUAAGUUUUGUUUUUCCUUUUUUUGUCUAUUUUCUCUCCUUAAAUCUGAUUUAUCUAAACUUGUUCCUCUCACGCUUUCUCGGUCUCUAGCGCCAAGUGAUGACAGGGUUUUUCUUAUUGUGCAAUUAUUUCAUUAAGCUCGUUAUAGCCAGCAACAUAGCUCGCCUCAUCAUCAAACUGAUAGCUUGUACAAAUGAUCUGACUUACAUAUUGUAGGCUUACACACUUCACACGAUGUGACUUGGAAGUGGAGUGUACGUGUUAUUCUUCAUGAUUAGGACGAGGCCAGUUUUUCUUGUAAGUGUUGACACGGAGCGGCUGCCCAUAUUAGAAAGCUUUGAUACAGAAUAUUAUUAGUCGACCUAAUACACAAUGAACUAGGAGCCAGGUCAGAGUUCUUAUUUUCAACAUGUAGACUGUAGUUUUCACCCAACUGAUGUCAGUGAUCACAUCGACAGAAUGCGUUGUAUAAAAACAAGCUUUCCUCUCCUUUCCUGUACUCAAAGUAUUUUUCUUAUUCUCACUAUUUUUUUGAGGUAAUCGUCUUCGUGUGGUGACCACUUUAAGAGUAUGAAUUAUAGAGCUUUGUCACAUCUACGUUACGUAUUUAAAAAGACAAAACUAAUGUUGAAGAUAGUGUUUUUAGUGUUUAUGUGUUCUGGUACUUUGUCCUUAUCUACGCCUGUAGAUGCAGAUGGAUCAGAUCUCUCGCAGUGCUGUUUCCUCUCGUGCUGUUUCUGUGUUGUGGCAUUUUGUUCUGUUAUUUUUUUUCCUCCAGAGUUUUAUUCUUAAAUAUCCCUAAAAUAUCUAUUGAAUCUUUUGGCUGGGCAGUACUGUUUUUGUUCUUGCUUUAAAACUAAAAGAUAACAGGAAAAAAAAAAGAGUUCAGAUUAAAGAUGAAUAUCAGUUUCACUUUUCAGAUAUGUAGCAUUUUGAAUAUUGUAAAGAAGGUGAAGUUGCCACAUAAUUAAUCACAUAGUUUUCAAGUUGCAUAUAUAAAAGCAAUGGUGCUUUAUAGACCAUGUAUGUGUCAUUUUUAGAACCUGUAUUACAUCUCUUGGAUCCACUAACACUAUAUUUUGAUGUUCUCUGUUUUAUGUUGUGCUGAAAGUUUCUUUAAAGUUUCUUUUAAUCCGUAUAAAUGUGUCUUACGGUUGUCUCAUCACAUACUGAGUUUGCCCUUCAAGUGCACAGUGUGUUUCCUGCGACCCUGUAGAUGACUUCCUCUGAACUCUGGGGGCUGUUACUGAAUAAAACCCUAACUUGACAUUGGAUUUUAACACCUUAACUGUGUCUCUCAGCAUUUGUCAUUUAAAGGGAUAGUUCAGAUUUUUUCAAAUGGGGUUCUGUGGGGCGCUUAUCCAUAGUCAGUGUAUUACACACAGUAGAUAUCAGUUAGCACGCUCUUAGUUGUGCAGGGGCCUGCAACAAAACAUAUUAUAGCCACCUAAAAAGAAAAACAUCAAUGUCAGUUAAGUGUCCACUAUAUUGAGAGUGUUUUCACUGCUUGUUUCAACAGAGGUGCUGUCAACGGCUUCAGUUCCCCAUCUUUGCUCUGGUUAAAGCCACCAACCUCUUUGUGAGUCCAAACUAACCAUGUCAAAUGCCAAAUUCACACAAUAACACAUACAAGCUAACUGAUGGAGGCAGCAGUAGACCAGCAGCUCCUGUGUGCAGCGAUGUUAAAUCACAGUUUUUCUCAAUGGAGUCUGGCUUUGAAGACAGCUUCAUUACGGCUUCAUUUUCCAGUUGAAAAUCACUGUCUGACAUUAGGGUGAAGCAGUGAGAAUACUCUCAAGAAAGCAUACACUUAACCUGAUGCUGAUUAUUUAGAUGGAACUUUUUUGAGUGGCUAAACCCCUUCUACUGUUUGUAAUAUACUCUCUAUGGAAAAGUACCCCGUACAACCUCACUUCAACAAAUCUGAACUAUCCCUUUAACAACCAGCUGGCAGAGCCUGAUAUUAAUGUGAAACUACAGUAGAAGCUUUGCAUUUGUUGGGUCCACUUGCCUUUUGUAGUCAGUGUCACAGUUGGGAUGAUUUUCACAACAACCCCUCAGAGUCUGUAGCCAACAGCUCCUUCGUAGCCUCCUCUGAUCGAUCAUUUAGAUCCAGACAGAACAGCAGCCUAGUCAGGAAAUAUAAAAUAGAAACCUUUUAGAUUAAAGUAGAACCCACUGUAGACCCCCUGGUGAUGACGAGUCAAAAUUAUUAAAAGGUUUUUAAGGAUGUGGAUUUCCCAGCUCAUCACAUGACCUGACUGUCUGUCGAUGAAGCUGCUUGUAGGUGUUUUAGGUUUAGCUGAAAAAGAUCUGACUGGACAGUGAAAGUUCUCCUGUGCGGGUCAGAGGGGACAGCAGUGUCCCUCAGAGUUAGUGCCUUGCUUUUGCAGACGCACGAAGCAAAUUCGCCUGAGUUUUAGUUCGAUAAAUAGUGGCUCAACAUGCUGCAUGGCCUGCCUUAAAAACAUGUGCACAGAAGCUUUAAAAUUUGGCCAUUAGUUCCUACUCAGUUACUGAGAGCACAGGAAUGGAGUUCAUUGGAGCACAUGAUAAUUCAGAUGUUUCGAAGGGUGAGAACCAAAUCUGCUGUUUAAAUAAAUCCCAGUAUCAGAAGUGAAAGGAUGGUGCAAAGCUGUCUGGUAGCAAAAUUGGUAACCAAAAUGUUAUAAGUGAUGAUAAUACUGUCCAAAUGUAUGAAAAUAAAACCCAGAUUUUAAAGAGAUUAAAUGUUAACUACAAACAAACCAGCUAAGCAACCCAAUCAACAGAGAAAAAUGUUGGUUUUGUACGUUUCUGCACACCACUGGUAUGUUACAUUUGCUCAUUGUUACGUAGCAGAUCCGUUGAAACUUUACACUUCAACAGUGCUUUGUUAACAUGGCAAGGUGUAGGCACAAAAACAAUUGAUUAAGGUUAGGAAAAGAUCAUGUUCUGGCUUAAAACAACCAGUUUUGGUGCCACAAACCCCGCUGGAAACGACCACUUACUGUGCUUCUGUCCCGGCAGGAAAAGCAGCAAAUGUGACAUAUUCUUGAUUUGCAGAAAUGUACAAUGCCAACAUUUCCUCCUAGCGACAUUUCCUCUAGCGACUGAGCUGAGCAAAGCCACGAGGUUUAAUCAGACUGGAGAUUGUUACGAUCCUGAGAGAGGAUGUGGGCACAGAAACAGUUUGAACAGUUACAGAGAUGUGAAAAGACAAGAUGUUGAGUAGAGUGACAUUAAAAGGGAGAUACAUCCUGCUCAGCCUGCCCACUGACGCAUAUCUCUCAACUCCUCCAAUCAACAUCUUCCUCAUCUGUUUCUGCUGCCACUCCUCCUCUCUCUGCACUUUCUUUUAAGACUUGAAAACCAAAUUUUGUUUCCUCUCCUUAUAUGUGAGCGUUACUUGACACAAGAGGGCAUUUUUAACACUGCUAACAUUGGAAGUUCUUCCUGCACAUUGAGAUAUUCCUAUUUAAAUGAUUAUUUAUAGUAUUUAAAGACUUAAAAUUUAUUUUUGCUCUGUAUUUUAAUCAAUCAUAAAAAUCAAACUUAGAUUAGGUUUCCCAGAAAAGCACCUUAAAGCAUGUUCAAAGUUUUAAGUCAUUAUUAUUUUCAUUAUUUUUUUGGAGACCAAAGAGGUUUUAGGAUGACAAUAAAUGUUCUGAAACUUGCACAUGGAAGAAGAUCAGUACCUCAGAUGGACUUUUUAGCAACUGAUGAGAUUUGAACUAAACUGUGUUAAUGUAUGUGAACAGAGUUGGCCAGAUGGAAGUUGAUUUAAAUCAAUCUAGGCAGAGGUGAAGUCCCGCUCCCAUUUUACGAUAGCUUCUGCUGCAGAAGCUUCAGCCAGACAAUCUAAAGUUGAUUAAAAUGUGUAUCGCUAGUCAUUUUAACCACGACAAAACAUUUACUGUAUUUUUAGCAUUCACAAACAACACCUCUCUGAGUCUUAAAGCUUCUUAGGAGGUAUAGUUUUAUAUCUGAACAGAGGAACAGGCGUCAGCUAUUUAGAAAGACAGAAUAACUCGAAGAGAGACUGCUAUCCAAAAAUGGGCGGGGCUUCACUUCUCUAUUUAAACCUCAGAAGGCUUAUCACCAGUCCUAGUGCUCACACUGUGCUGCUUGAAGGGUUUCCCCCCCCAAAAAACAAAAAAUGGCAAAACACGUCGGAGUUAAUUCAUUCACUGCACUUCCUCUUUAAAGACAAUAUCAGCAUUUUUUCUUGUGUCUCGUGUGACAACAGGGUUUUUGUUUUUCCUUAUGGGAUCCAUGUUGAGCUACGUGUAUUCUGUUUUUGUCCAUGUCAUACAGUACAGUUAUAUUAGCUGAUUCUUCAUUUUUUUAAUAUGCUAAAAAAUUCAUAUUGAUCUUAUUAUUAUCAUAUAUUGUUAUCAUUGUUAUUACUAUAUGGGGAAUUUAACCCAAUAAGAAGUUUGUGUUUCUGCACUGAUAUCUUAUUAUUAAACCAUACUGAUCUUACCCUC